AUGAAACACUUUAGCAUUUUUGUCGCCCUUGGUCUUGCUGCAGUGAGCGUAGCUGCACAAGCAGGUGAACAAGCAGUACUCAAAACCAGCGAACGCCACCAACAAGACCGUCGUCUCAUUCAACUAAGUGAAAACGACCCUGGCACUUGGCUUACCGAAUAUGAGAUUCUCACGCUGGUGCAGCAACGUACACCUUUCAUGGAUAUCACUGAUCAUCCCCCUACUCUGGGUGUUGAACAACUUAUCGUUGCUGAUAAGGUCCCUGCCGAGACAUCUUACCAUGAAGAGGUGCAACGAUUCAUCGAUGACUUGGAUACCACAAACAUGCAAGAAAACUUGGAAACCUUUACGUCCUUCCACAAUCGCUAUUACAAGUCGUCGUGGGGUGCACGAUCAUGUGCCUGGCUAUUGGAGAGAAUCAAACAAAUCGCCGAACCUGCCAAUGAUCGCGUUACUGUGGAGCCAUUCCAUCACAAGUGGGAUCAAUUCUCUAUUAUUGCUCGAUUCAAUGGCACCAACCCUGAUCUUGAUAAUGAAGUGGUCAUUGUAAGCGCACACCAAGACUCCGUCAACAUGUGGCUUCCCGACUUUGGUCGCGCCCCUGGUGCUGAUGAUGAUGGCAGUGGCACUGUUACUAUCUUAGAAGCAUUCCGCAGUCUCGUUGACAAUGGAUUUGAACCCGAACGUCCCGUUGAGUUCCACUGGUACAGCGCUGAAGAGGGUGGAUUGUUGGGAAGUCAAGAUGUGGCCAAAGCAUAUAACAAAGCUCACAAGGAUAUUGUUGCUAUGGUGCAAAAUGACAUGACUGGUUACAUCGGUGCUAAUGGUGAGGUCUUUGGUAUUGCCACCGAUUACGUCCACUUGAAGGUGACAAACUUCAUCAAGAAAUUGGUCGAUACCUAUGCUGAUAUCCCUUACGUUGAAACUGAAUGUGGUUAUGCAUGCAGUGAUCACGCUUCGUGGCGCAAGUACGGCUACCCCUCAUCGUUUGUAAUGGAAAGUGCAUUCGAUGACUCAAACCAUUAUAUCCAUACCUGGGAUGACACCAUUGACAAGCUUUCGUUCGAUCACAUGAAGGAGUUUGCUAAGGUGGAUAUCGGUUUUGCUGUCGAAUUGUCUCAUCAACGCGAAUAA
Molecule: messenger RNA, 1134 nt
Organism: Lichtheimia ornata
Lineage: Eukaryota; Fungi; Mucoromycota; Mucoromycetes; Mucorales; Lichtheimiaceae
Exons: 7
Coding region: 1-1134 (377 amino acids)
Biological process (GO): proteolysis
Molecular function (GO): metalloexopeptidase activity
Source: RefSeq, a predicted model, not a curated record